Molecule: messenger RNA, 276 nt
Organism: Meloidogyne enterolobii
Lineage: Eukaryota; Metazoa; Nematoda; Chromadorea; Rhabditida; Meloidogynidae
Source: the annotation of a GenBank genome assembly
AUGGGAAUUUAUAAGUAUGAACGGGAAAAAACGGAAAACUUUGUUUGGGCUAAAUUCGAUAAGAAAACAAUUGGCGUUGGAGUGAAGUGUCGUGACAACGCUAUUAAUUGUAUGAAAAAAACUUGGAUGGUUUAUUUUACGUACAAUGGCGUUAAAAUCGGUUCUAGUUUGGAGUACGAAAAUGAGGGUGCCUUAGUGCCAUCAAUUUCGUUGGCUGGUCCACAAGCAACCUUCGAAGCAAACUUUGGAGAGAAGCCAUUUAUGUUUAAGAAGUGA